GCUGUCUCAGAUCAUCUUGCCUUGUUCUUAUUCCCUGUCAGCCCCAGGUUUGUAACAUCUUACAUAUGUACAAAAACCUUCUUUGAACCUUCUUCCCUUUCCCUUCGGGUCCGGACAUUGUCGAUCGUUUUUCAUAUCCAUGUCCACUGAGGGGCCUGUGACUUUUACUUCAUCAUCAUGGCAAGCAGCAACGGCGUCUCGCUCCCUCCCGACGAGAAUAGGGGUCCCGAAAUCCUCGCUAUUUGCGGUACGCUGGUGGCUCUCUCUGUGCUUAUUGUAGGCUUGAGGAUAUGGGUCCGGGCUCGCAUGAUCGGGCAGGUCGGCAUCGACGACUGGACCAUCAUCGCUGCCACGACGGUCAUUUUUGUGGAGAUGAUGAUCAUCAUCCCGCAGGUUCACUAUGGAGCAGGACGACACGUCCAGUACAUCGAGCCCCCUUCCAACGUCACGAAGGGCCUUCAUCUCAACUUUGUCACCCAGCCGUUAUGCCUCAUUGCUCUUUGCCUGACCAAGGUAAGCGUGGGCUUCUUCCUGCUCCGCUUAACUCCAUCCAAGAGGUUCCGAAGAUUCGUGAUUGGCAUGAUCAUCUUUACUGUCCUAUCUGCAACCGGAAACUUCUUAACUGUCUUCUUCCAAUGCCAACCCCUCGCCUUUACCUGGGGGGGUGUCAGCGAAGGGAAAUGCAUGCCUCCUGAUAACCUCAAGUUUGCCGCCUUCUUCAAUUCAUCUGUUGCCGUUCUGAGCGAUAUCAUUUUCGCCCUUUUACCGGUCCCCAUGUUAUGGAAGGUGCAGCUCAACUGGAGAGUCAAGAGUGCCGUGGCGGCUAUCCUGGCCCUGGGUGUUUUCGCUGCUGUUGCUGCCAUUGUCAAGAUUACCUUCCUGGGGUCUUACGGAAAACACGGAGACUUCCUCUGGGACUCUGCGGACCUUACCAUCUGGACAACAAUCGAGAUCUGCACCGCCAUCAUCGCCGCCAGCUUCCCAUGCCUCAAGCCCCUCUUCAAGACCUUGUUCGACGGCUCUUCAGCCCGCAUCAGCGGCUACGGCUCCGGCUACAAGGGCUACGUCCGCGACACCAACAACGGUACAAAGAGUGGCAACAGAAACACACUCCGGUCAAAGGGCACAGUCACGGUCACCGCAGGCGGCAACGAUACCGAGUUCGAGCUAUAUGGUGGCAAGAAGUUCUCCUCGGAAGUCAAGGCUGGCAAUGCUUCCAGCACGAGCAUGGGUUCUGAAGCAAGCAUUCUCAAGGAAACCACCAGAGGGGACGGCAUCACCAAGACAACAUCGGUGUGUGUGUCUAGUGUCAGGGACGAGGAGACGGGCAGAUGAGCGUGGUGUCCCGCCUGGUUGACAACGGAGUAUGAGUAUCAAAAAGGGUCACCAUGCAAAAUAGAUAUUCAGGACGCUUCUUCCAUCACACUCCAUGAGAGCUUGUUUCCUUUGUGGUAUUUUUUUUACCUCGGCACUUUACCCAACUAUCUACCUAGGCACAUAAAAAUAGAUGUGGCGACAUUACUAGAUGCAGCCAAUCAUUAUCUCAGCCACCACAGGGUGGCAUUCCGUCUCUCCACUGAUACCU
This is a messenger RNA of Podospora pseudopauciseta, 1585 nucleotides long. RefSeq lists its product as uncharacterized. NCBI's taxonomy places the organism in Eukaryota, Fungi, Ascomycota, Sordariomycetes, Sordariales, Podosporaceae. The record is from RefSeq and is a predicted model, not a curated record. Bases 178 to 1335 code for a protein of 385 amino acids. The transcript has 4 exons.